AUGACAGUUAGUGCUCAAGAGGGAAGCCCAAUAGAUUCGCAGCUCUCAAGUGCAUUGGCACAGCAACAAGAGGAUGCUAGGUACUGCCUACAAAAUAUUGUAGGAUCAAUACAGUACCUUUCCAGGCAGGGCAUAGCACUGCGAGGCCAUGAGACAAAAGAUGAACUGAAGAGACAGCAUCCGUUAGCAUUAUAUGUGCAUUGUGGGGCACACUGUCUUAACCUGAUUGCGCAGUCUGCAUGCAGAGCCAGUCCCUUGAUCAAUGAUUCCUUACAGUGGACAGUGCGGGGCAAAGCUAUCAGAGCGGUGCUGUCUCAGUAUGAACGUGUUUUGUCUAGCUUGGAGGAGAUGGCAUCAAGUGGGUCAAACACAGGCAUGAGAGCAAAUGUUCUGCGUGAGAGGUUUGAGAAAGGGAAAACGAUUCCUCACCAAAGAAAGCCACCAAAACGAUUCACGAGUGAAGCAAGCCAGCACAUCCCCAAGUCAGCAGAGGAGCAUUAUAGAACAGAGUUCUAUAAAAUGCUUGAUAGUGUGCACAUUCAGUCUGAGGAGAGGUUCAACCAACCAGAUCUAAAUGUCUUGCAAAAGCUGGAGGAAACUCUCCUGACUGGAGAAGUGAAUGACAUUGUAGAUCAGUACCCAGAGCUGAACAGGGACAUACUAAAGGUCCAACUAGCCAUGUUUAGGUCCAAAUACACUGUCAAAUCUAGUGUUGAAGUGGCAGAAAUAAUGAGAGGAUUGACAGUUGAAGUGAGAGGUCUGUUUGAUCAGGUUGAGUCCCUUAUCAGGCUGCUUUUAGUCAUACCAGUUGCAUCAGCUGAGGCUGAAAGAAGUUUCAGUGCUCUCAGGAGGCUUAAAACAUGGCUGAGAACCACCAUGACUCAAGUCAGAUUGAACAAUCUUGCAGUGUGCCAUGUCCAUCAGGAGACACUGGACAACAUUGACCUUAAAGAAAUCUAUCAGCAGUUCAUUUCUGUUACAGAAAGACGUAGGCAUGUGUUUGGUUCUUUCAAAUAGGAAGAGCACAAUGGACACUAA
Messenger RNA from Limanda limanda (common dab), 1038 nucleotides. RefSeq lists its product as uncharacterized. The transcript is spliced from 4 exons. Gene Ontology annotation, molecular function: protein dimerization activity. NCBI's taxonomy places the organism in Eukaryota, Metazoa, Chordata, Actinopteri, Pleuronectiformes, Pleuronectidae. Bases 1 to 1017 code for a protein of 338 amino acids. The record is from RefSeq and is a predicted model, not a curated record.